Molecule: messenger RNA, 934 nt
Organism: Antechinus flavipes (yellow-footed antechinus)
Lineage: Eukaryota; Metazoa; Chordata; Mammalia; Dasyuromorphia; Dasyuridae
Gene: SERBP1
Product: SERPINE1 mRNA binding protein 1
Exons: 5
Coding region: 44-592 (182 amino acids)
Cellular component (GO): cytoplasm; nucleus
Molecular function (GO): mRNA 3'-UTR binding
Source: RefSeq, a predicted model, not a curated record
UCUUUCUCUCCUUAGAGGGGGCCCGCAAUACAUUCAGAAACAAAUGUCUUAUAAUUGCAGUGACUUGGAGCAAACCACUGUGACCGAGGAGACACCUGAAGGAGAAGAGCAUCCAGUGGCUGAUACAGAAAAUAAAGAAAACGAAGUUGAAGAGGUGAAGGAGGAGGGCCCGAAGGAGAUGACCUUGGAUGAAUGGAAGGCGAUCCAAAACAAGGACCGGGCAAAAGUAGAAUUUAAUAUCCGCAAACCCAACGAGGGCGCCGACGGGCAAUGGAAGAAGGGCUUUGUGCUUCACAAGUCCAAGAGCGAGGAGACGAAGGGGAUGACAGAGGUGCAGGGGAGCCCUGUGGAAUCAAAGGAGGCUCACACCGAAGAAUCUGUGAUGGAUCAUCACUUCCGCAAGCCCGCCAAUGAUAUCACAUCCCAGCUGGAGAUCAAUUUUGGAGAUCUUGGUCGCCCGGGACGUGGCGGCAGAGGCGGGCGAGGUGGGCGCGGACGUGGCGGACGACCCAACCGCGGAAGCAGAACUGACAAGUCCAGCGCUUCUGCUCCUGACGUAGAUGACCCAGAGGCUUUCCCAGCUCUGGCCUAAACUGGACGUCCUAAGCCAACCCUGGUUCCUUUGUGGACCCUACUCCACGAGGCUUGCAUGCUUAACGAUCCUAAACAACUAAGAAAUUUUAAAAAAAAGACUGUCAUUCAUACCAUUCACACCUAAAGACUGAAUUUUAUCUGUUUUGAAAAUGAACUUCUCUCGCUACACAGAAGCAACAAUAUGGUAGUCAGUUUUGUAUUUAGAAAUGUAAUGGUAGCAGGGAUGUUUUCAUAAUUUUCAGAGAUUAUGCAUUCUUCAUGGAUACUUUUUUGUAUUGCUGCUUGAAAAUAUGCGUUUCCAAACUUGAAAUAUAGGUGUGAACAGUGUGUACCAGUUAAA